AUGAUCGCUCAAACCGUCUUCGCUGCUGCUAUCGUCGCUUCAGUCUCCGCUGGCUGGGAAUCAAAGACCGGCUCAUGUAACACCGGCAAGAUCUCAUGCUGUGACACCAACAAGAAGGUCCAAAAGUCAACCGGUGAAGAAUCAGGUAUCCUCCACACUGGUGACAUCCUCGACCAAGUCGCCAUCCAAUGUACUCAAAUUCCAUUGGCCAUCGGUGUUGCCGUUGAAGACGAGUGCAAGAACACUCCUGUCUGUUGUGAAGAUGUCAAGGAAGACGGUCUCGUCGGUGUUGGCUGCACUCCAAUCCCACUCAUCUAA
Wallemia mellicola CBS 633.66 is the source of this 318-nucleotide messenger RNA. RefSeq lists its product as hypothetical. The record is from RefSeq and is a predicted model, not a curated record. Gene Ontology annotation, cellular component: fungal-type cell wall. Gene Ontology annotation, molecular function: structural constituent of cell wall. Lineage: Eukaryota; Fungi; Basidiomycota; Wallemiomycetes; Wallemiales; Wallemiaceae. The transcript has 2 exons. The coding region runs from base 1 to 318 and encodes 105 amino acids.